This is a messenger RNA of Ceratotherium simum simum (southern white rhinoceros), 3538 nucleotides long. It is a transcript of the gene NR2C2, whose product is annotated as nuclear receptor subfamily 2 group C member 2. NCBI's taxonomy places the organism in Eukaryota, Metazoa, Chordata, Mammalia, Perissodactyla, Rhinocerotidae. The record is from RefSeq and is a predicted model, not a curated record. Gene Ontology annotation, molecular function: sequence-specific DNA binding; DNA-binding transcription factor activity; zinc ion binding. Gene Ontology annotation, biological process: regulation of DNA-templated transcription.
UCGCCCUCCUCCUACCAGCGCGGGCGGCGGCGGCGGCGGCGGCACCGGGGUCACGAACUCUGACCUUUCACUGACAAAAACAAUAACAAACGCCCCCUUCCCCGCGCCCCCAGCGGCCCCCCCAGCCCCGCCCCCGCCACCCCCGCCCCCACCUCGGCGUCUCGUCUCUCUCCCGCUGCCCCGUGAGCCCGCGGCCCGGGGCUCCCGCCAUCUGCCAACGCCGGGAGCCCGGCCUCCCCGCGCCUUGCCCUCCGCGCCGGGGGCGCCCGCCGCAGACACGGGACCUGCUUCGAGGCCACUUUGGCGCCAAAUCCUGAGGUACCACGUACACAGACCUCUCAGCCGGAAUCUCCAGGGAUGACCAGCCCCUCCCCGCGCAUCCAGAUAAUCUCCACCGACUCUGCGGUAGCCUCACCUCAGCGCAUUCAGAUUGUGACAGACCAGCAGACAGGACAGAAGAUCCAGAUAGUUACCGCAGUGGACGCCUCUGGAUCCCCCAAGCAGCAGUUCAUCCUGACCAGCCCAGAUGGAGCUGGAACUGGGAAGGUGAUCCUGGCUUCCCCGGAGACAUCCAGUGCCAAGCAACUCAUAUUCACCACCUCGGACAACCUUGUCCCUGGCAGGAUCCAGAUUGUCACGGACUCUGCCUCUGUGGAGCGUUUGCUGGGGAAAGCCGAUGUCCAGCGGCCCCAGGUGGUAGAGUAUUGUGUGGUCUGUGGUGACAAAGCCUCUGGCCGUCAUUAUGGGGCUGUCAGUUGUGAAGGUUGCAAAGGUUUCUUCAAAAGGAGUGUAAGGAAAAAUUUGACCUAUAGCUGCCGGAGCAACCAAGACUGCAUCAUCAAUAAACACCACCGGAACCGCUGUCAGUUUUGCCGGCUGAAAAAAUGCUUAGAGAUGGGCAUGAAAAUGGAAUCUGUACAAAGUGAACGGAAGCCUUUUGAUGUGCAACGGGAGAAACCAAGUAAUUGUGCUGCUUCAACUGAGAAAAUUUAUAUCCGGAAGGACCUGAGAAGUCCUCUGAUAGCCACUCCCACGUUUGUGGCAGAUAAAGAUGGAACAAGACAAACGGGUCUUCUUGAUCCAGGGAUGCUUGUGAACAUCCAGCAGCCUUUGAUACGUGAGGAUGAUACGGUUCUCCUGGCCACGGAUUCCAAGGCUGAAACAAGCCAGGGAGCUCUGGGCACACUGGCAAAUGUGGUAACCUCCCUUGCCAACCUAAGUGAAUCCCUUAACAAUGGUGAUACUUCAGAAAUGCAACCGGAGGACCAGUCUGCAAGUGAGAUUACUCGGGCAUUUGAUACCUUAGCUAAAGCACUUAAUACCACAGACAGCUCCUCGCCUCCAAGCCUGGCAGAUGGGAUAGACACCAGUGGAGGAGGAGGCAUCCACGUCAUCAGCAGAGACCAGUCCACACCCAUUAUUGAGGUCGAAGGCCCCCUCCUUUCAGAUACUCACGUAACAUUUAAGCUCACGAUGCCCAGCCCAAUGCCAGAGUACCUCAACGUGCACUACAUCUGUGAGUCUGCGUCCCGCCUGCUUUUCCUCUCCAUGCACUGGGCCAGGUCAAUCCCAGCCUUUCAGGCACUUGGGCAGGACUGCAACACCAGCCUGGUGCGGGCCUGCUGGAAUGAGCUCUUCACCCUCGGCUUGGCCCAGUGUGCCCAGGUCAUGAGUCUCUCCACCAUCCUGGCGGCCAUUGUCAACCACCUGCAGAACAGUAUCCAGGAAGAUAAACUUUCUGGCGACCGGAUAAAGCAAGUCAUGGAGCACAUCUGGAAGCUUCAAGAGUUCUGUAACAGUAUGGCGAAGCUGGAUAUAGACGGCUAUGAGUAUGCAUACCUUAAAGCUAUAGUUCUCUUUAGCCCCGAUCAUCCAGGUUUGACUAGCACAAGCCAGAUUGAAAAAUUCCAAGAAAAGGCACAGAUGGAGCUGCAGGACUAUGUUCAGAAAACCUACUCGGAGGACACCUACCGAUUGGCCCGGAUUCUCGUCCGCCUGCCAGCACUCAGGCUGAUGAGCUCCAACAUAACAGAAGAACUUUUUUUUACUGGUCUCAUUGGCAAUGUUUCGAUAGACAGCAUAAUCCCCUACAUCCUCAAGAUGGAGACAGCAGAAUAUAAUGGCCAGAUCACCGGAGCCAGUCUAUAGUGCACACCACACACCUGUCAAGGAGCAAAAGGAUCCUCCCAGGACCGCUCACAUACAAAGAAAAUAAAGUAGUGGUAUUUUGGUAUGUGCAAAUAUUUCCAGUAUGUUAGCCAUUUCCCACCUGGUUUCUUCUUAUCUGUUAAUCCUAGACAGUAACAACUAAAAGACUAGUAGGAUCCUUUCCUGCCAUAAGAAAUGUUUUAAUGCCUUUUGAUGAAGCAGAUUUUGGAACAAUCUUUUAACUCAAUUUGUAUUUAGAAAUUCUCAAAGGGCAAAAAACUAAAAGUUUUAUAAUGUCAGAGACUAGUAUUAAAGAAAACUAAAAGAACCUAAGAGAACAGUAUGUGUGUAUAUAUAUUAAAAAUGUCCUUGGAAUUAAUAGCUACUAAUUACCAGGGUAAUAAUAUUAGCACUUUCUAAGCACUUCUUAUCAAUGCGUAAUGUUAGCAACAUCUUGCCUAUGGGCAGCGCAAGUGUAAAACUGUGUAUGUCUUGCCGAGAUGCUAUGAUUUCUGUGAAAACGCACUAGGGUACAGGAGACAAUCAUUUAUGUUUAAGAAAAGGCAUCAUUCCUAAUUGUAUGCACACUGGUGGUGUUGAGCUAAAUUCCUCUGAAUGAAUGAAAACGUGGCCUAUCUGUAUCAUGCAGUUAAGUGGGAGUGUGGUAGUACAAUCCGUGGUGACCCAAACCAGAAGCUUUCUCAGCCAUAGAGUUGAUGCUUGUCAGGUUCCCUGACCUCUGGUCCUGGUCUGUGAGGGGCAUCUGCAGGCUCCUCUAAACGUGGGGCUCUCUUCUGAUGCCUGGUUCUCAGAAUUGGAUUGCAAGCAGUCAGACAUCAACUGCCAAUUCCUGCAGCAACUGAAAACAUCCCCACACCACCUCUGCCACUCAUGGCCCAUGGAGCCUUCUGACCAAAAAAUGCAAGGUGGGCAUUUUGAACCCUUGACACUACUUCCUGAAUAGAAUUUGGGGCGGCUGCACAUUGUUCAGAUGGGGGAGUGUGAAGAUUCCCUUCUCAGGGGUUUCCAUUCCAAAUGCCCCCUUGAGAAGGGCUUGUAUUCCUGCAGUUCGGUCAGAACUGUGCAGUGAGGUGGAGUGGGACAGGCAGGAUCUUGCUGCCGGGCCAGGGUUGUGGUAGUGAAGCUGAAUGGAAGGUUUCUCUGUUGACCUUAAAUAUCGGGGUUUUUCAGAACGUCUCCAGACUCAGCUUCUCUGUUGGCUGAGCCUUUCAGUGGUACUAGCACACCGUGCACUUUGAUUCCCCUAGGUGUGUGCCAGCAAACCACCCCUGGAGCAUUUUAGAUGAUGGAUGCAGAAGCAGGCUGCCUGCUCCUUAGAAAACAACCUUUAAUUCCCAAAGUUGUCUUCUUUCUCCUUAUAAGCUAUAGC